This is a messenger RNA of Nilaparvata lugens (brown planthopper), 1132 nucleotides long. Its product is annotated as etoposide-induced protein 2.4 homolog. Gene Ontology annotation, biological process: macroautophagy. Gene Ontology annotation, cellular component: endoplasmic reticulum. Bases 205 to 1065 code for a protein of 286 amino acids. The transcript has 6 exons. Lineage: Eukaryota; Metazoa; Arthropoda; Insecta; Hemiptera; Delphacidae. The record is from RefSeq and is a predicted model, not a curated record.
AUGAAGCUGUGAACAAUCUUGAACAGACGACAGAACAAUACGCAUUUUCUGCGUAUUCAAUAUUGUGUUGUUAAAUUUUUAGCAUCUCUUUUAUGCUAGUUUUAAACAAUGAUCAAGUAAAAAAGUUAAAUAGUAGUAGCAAAAUAAUAUCGUUCAUAAUAUCAGUAGUUACCAUUUUUUAUCGUUUUCAUGCCUUAGCAAAUUAUGGCUUUGACAGAGAUAGCUAAAACAGUUCUCAAAGGCUUAUGUGAUAGUUUGAAAGGAACUAUCACAAUAUUUUAUCUAGACAAACAUAUUAAAGAUAGUAGAACGCAGCACAACUCUCCUUCCAGAAAUCUCAAUCUUGCUCACCUUAGAAUUAGCAGUAGACAGUCGCUUGUCACGUCAAAAGUCGAGGAACCGAAAAUACUAUGGAGGACAUUUCAAUGUUGCCUUUUGAAUGGAGGAGUGUUCUGGUUGAGUCUGAUUAUGUUCGAGUACUUACUUCUACCAACUCUCCAACACAUGCUUUUGUAUUUAGAAUUCAACAACUCCAGUAAUAUUUGGGAGAUUACAAAACUAUGCUUGAAUUGGACUUUCGGAAUGAUUUGGGUAUUGCCAUUAUUUAUAUUGAGCAAAGUUAUCAACAGUUUGUGGUUCCAGGAUAUUGCAGAUUCAGCCUACAGGUUUAGUAGAGGUAGACCAACACAGACAUUCAGUGUCAGUAAAUUAGUAGCCGACAAUCUAUUUAGUAUAAUGAUACAAACGUUCUUCCUAGUCCAGUGUAUGCUUGUCAGUAAAAUACCACAUUCAUUGAUAUCGCUAGUACUAUUUCACGUUCAUAUGAGUCUGCUGUAUUCCUUGUAUUCAUUUGAAUACAAAUGGUACAACAUGGGAUGGGAACUUCACAAGAGGCUGACCUACAUUGAGAAUAACUGGUCCUACUUUCUUGGCUUCGGACUUCCAUUAUCUGUAUUUACCGCAAUUCCUUCGUCUUACUUGAUAAGUGGAUGCGUGUUCUCAAUGCUGUUUCCUCUUUUCAUCAUCAGCGCCAAUGAGGCUGAACCUGUUACGAAUGUUUUGUAAGUUUAUAAUUUCCGUACUAGUGAAUUUUCCUGUUUCAUUGAUUAUUCAAUCACCAAUCUAGAUUUUU